AUGUCAAGGAAGAAAACAACUGCAAAAAAGCCCGGAAUCAUUCAACAACGAAACUUCCAACAGCAAUUGAAAACUGUUAAAAGUUUAGUCGAGGACAUCGCCGAUUCAGAACAUCCUGAGGAUCACGAGAUUAAAUUGAAAAUCAAGGAGAAAACUGAUCAAGGCUCUCCAUCCUUUACUCAAAACUUCUUACGAAACCGGGGACGAAAAAAUACGUCAAAAACUCAGUCAGACACUUCUUCUUCUGACGCAUUCUUCGAUGAUAAUGGUUUUUUUAACGGAUUUGACAGCGACUCGGAGAGCGAAGACAGUGGGGAAGAUUGCGUUGAACAACAAACCGAGACUCGUGAAUUAACAGAAGUCGAGAGACUCGAAGAGGUUCAGACAGACUUGGAGGAAAAAAUAAAACAAACUAAGGAACUGCUCCAGAAAACAGACCGAACGAGAAAUCAAAGAAUGCAUGGCCAACAGAAGUUGAGGCGACUUGAGCUAAAAGUUGAAAAGUUGGAGCAGCGUCUGGAAAAGGAGAGAGCAGGAAAAACUCGAUGGACUUUUGUGCGCAGGAACGUAAGAAAGCCUAGGGUUGGAUUUCACAGCAGCGAUUUAUUAAAUCGUAAGGUUCCACUGGCCGAACUGUUAGUAGCUUCAUCAGAAAGCCGACCUCAUCUGGCCGAUGUUGUUCUCCAAGAGAUGCAUCGCGAUGCUGCUGGUCAAAAUCAAGUCGACGAUGACCUCUCACCAAAGCUGAAAAAGCUUUUCAAAUCGAAAGAACUCCAUGAAUUUGAGAAAAGUCUUCAAGAAGACGACUCCCAACAGCACAAGAGAUUGACAGAAUGUACAACCGAUGACUUGUCGCCGGUUGAGGUAGCCAAACAGGGACUGAAACAAGACGAGAAUGAAGAAGAAUCUUUGGAAAGCUUCAACAUAGAGCAACUAAAAGAUCGAAAAGAGAUGGAUAAGGGAUGGCUUCGAAUCAGUGACAGGCCUGACGGUUUCAUAAAGAAGAUUCAAGAUGUGUCAGAGACAAAGCAGUCCAAGCAGGCUUGGGUUAACAUCAAUGACCAAGGAAGUCAAAUGUUUGCGAGGAAAGUGUUCCGGGCUCAGGUGAAUGGUGACUCGUUCCUCGCGCGUUCAUUGGACGGGAGAAGAAACACGCUUAGCAAUCGCGGAAAAACAUUGAACGUCGAUAAAAGAAUGUCUGUUUGUGGUUCCGGAGAGACUCAUAUCAACAAUAAAGACAAAAACACAGUCAAACGUGCCGGACUAUCAUCAUCUGCGCAGUCCCAGCGAAAAGCGAUGGUGGUGAAAAUGGACACCGUUACUGGGACGAAUACUUUUCUGCCCCCGAUUCCAAAGUCUGAAGCGAAGAAACGCCCAAAAGACGAACAAGUGGAAAAAGUAAAAGAUGAAAACGACAGUGAGCAACAAAAAGAAAAGGUAAUACUGAUUCCUAAUCGAAGGCGACUGGCCAGAAGAAGAAUCCAGAUUUACCUAAAACAGCUGGAAUUUCUCAAGUCACACAAACUAGACGAAAAGGAGGUUGUAGAGAAUAUAGCAUCCUCAGUCGAGGACUACCAAGGCGGCAAAUCAAAAGAAGGAAAGAAGGAACAUGACGCAAAAACAACUCCACGGAAAACUUUGUAUUUAAUUGGAGCAUUGUCAAAAAAUCACCUUUACCCUCCCACAGCGCUGCCGAAUGAUCGAUAA
Messenger RNA from Pocillopora meandrina, 1707 nucleotides. Lineage: Eukaryota; Metazoa; Cnidaria; Anthozoa; Scleractinia; Pocilloporidae. The record is from the annotation of a GenBank genome assembly.